AGGAAUACUUUGAACAAUAAAUCCCGCAAGAAAGAAAUUAGCGCAAAAAUUUUGCAAGAGCAACAACUACAUCAGUAAUCACACAGACAUCCAAAUGGGUGGAUACUUUUCUUCUGGGGAAUAUGAACCUGAAAACAAAACAGUAGAGGAAGAAGACGAAGAAGACGAACAGGAGGAAGAAGACGAGUUAGCAAAUAAAGUUCCUUUAACAGAGAUAAAAAAUUACUGUGUACAUCUUUUGGAAUGCACAUUUUGUGGGCAGACAAGUCAAGGAAAAAAGGAUACGGAUCAUGUCAAAGUUCAUGAUGUUCUAAACUUGGGUUUAUAUUUACAAUUGCUUGAUAAAUUGAUUCGAUCAGACGAUCCAAAAACAAUCACUGCGGAGGAAGAAGACUACACUCACUUGUUAAGCCUCUAGCUGUCAAAAGAAAAAGACCUAACGAAACUACAGAAAAAUGUUAUAAAAGAUUAUCAAAACAAAGCAAGAGAUUUUUAAAAAUAUAUCG
Hydractinia symbiolongicarpus is the source of this 506-nucleotide messenger RNA. RefSeq lists its product as uncharacterized. Bases 95 to 418 code for a protein of 107 amino acids. Lineage: Eukaryota; Metazoa; Cnidaria; Hydrozoa; Anthoathecata; Hydractiniidae. The transcript has 2 exons. The record is from RefSeq and is a predicted model, not a curated record.